GUAAAUCUUUCGACAUUUUCGUAUUUUCUUGCGAUAACAAACGUUGGACACCUUCACCUUUGUCGAGCGCGCUAGUAACAUGAGAAGUGCGCCGCCGCACCGCCUGACCAGCGAACUCUAGUCCCAAAAUGCUUUGCAGGGAGAAUUUUAUAUUUUUGAAGUUCUCUGUGAUUUUACAAUUUUAUAGUGAGGAAUUAUCCGUUCAGAAUAUGCUUUUAAAAUGAAAAGACACCGUCCUAUAAAUGAAAGGCGUUGGGAGUGUAGAUUGUGCAAUUGUUUUCAAGCAAUUUCACUACGAACGUUGCUUAAUCAUUAUAAUAAGGUUCAUGGAAAUGAGCCCAAUUUUCAAGUAGUGUGUGGCAUCGAGAAUUGUCCAGCAACAUUUACGAAAUAUAAUUCGUUAUACAAGCACAUUACAAGAUCUCAUAAAGAAGUCUACGAUAAUAAUAUCGAGGAUAAUACCAACGUUGAAUUUAACCACAACAAUGAGGAUAAUAUCGAUGAUAUGGACGAUAUUGAUCACCACUUCUCAGUCGACUCAGCCUCAGAUGAGAGCAGUAGUGAUGAAGAAUUGGAAUUGGAAAUGAAUAUAGAUAAGAACCAGAAUGUUGACAAUAUUGAUAUUACAAAGAGUGCUGCCUCAUUUCUCUUAAAGGUGAAAGAAAGGAAUAAAAUACCUCAGGUUGCAAUGGAAUCAAUAAUGGACAGUACACGCACACUGGUAAAGCAAGUGGUAGAUUCUGUGAAAGCGGAAGUUUUAAAUGUCAUGGCCUUCUACCCUCAAUUGAAAUUGUGGAUGUUUACAAAAGUUGCUUAAGACGUUAUCUUUCGAUGAAAAACAUCAAGCUUAUCACGUUUCGGAGAGUACAGAGGAUGUUACUGCAAUUUAUCCUUAUGACAGUCUAGUGGACUUUAAUGUCUUUCAUUGGAAGAAAGAUAAAGAGAAUAACAAGUAUGUUACAGUGAAAUAUGACCUUUGUGAUAUAAUUGAGGAGCAUAUUGAAGGACGAAAUCCUCUUCAUUUGUGACUGGUAAGAGUUUUUAGAAAAAUUUAAAUUGUAUAUAGUAUCUUGCAUGAAACAGGCAGUCAAGACUAUUAACAUAAAUUGUGGCACAUUGUUUCAACACUAUUUCACCAAAUGGCACAUUGUUUCAACUUGUAUGUUACACAGUGAAACAAACAUAUGUAUCCAGAACAAUGUUACCAGGUAUAAUGUAUUGUUUGUAUAAAAAGCGGCAAUCAGCUGCUUUCUUCUUUAUGUGCAGUGGACUUAAUCGCACCUAUAUAUUACUACUAAUGUUGAAUCACCUUGUCAUAACUAUUUACUGUUUAUUGAAGGGCUUAUUCUAGCCAACCUAUAGCAUUGAGUGAUUUUAGGGUUGAAACAUUUUAAUAUUUCAUCCGGAAAGUUUGAAAUUAAAAAUAUCCAUUUCAAAUGAAUCUAUUCACUGAGCUCAUAUAUUAUGAAAACGAUACGUUUUCAGCGAUGACAAUUAAUGCCAAAGUGUACAGUACAAUUUAGAUUUGAAAUGGAUAUUUUUAUUUCAAACAUUCCGGGUGAAAUACAAAAAUAUUUAAUUGAAUUGCCUUUCAAGCUGGCUCCAUAUAGUUAUAACAAAAUUCAGGUAAAAAAAACAUGAAAAGAAAUGGGUGACUUUCCCCAACAGUAUUAGCUGAAGAAAAUUCCAGGAUAAGCUGAUGUAAGCAUGGGUGAUUUGAUCUGUUACUAACAAUUAAUAGUGUGAUUUUUAGUUCAUAAAUAAACUAAAAAAAACAUUUUCAGUUAAAAUCUUCAAAAUGCCUUAAUGCUAUCCUAAUAACGUUUGAACGUCUUUAAAUGUUAAGUGUCUGACUUUUAAUAAACUGUAUCGAGCCACUUCUAAUAAAAAUUAAGUAAUAGGUAGAACUAAUUUACUAGAUUUAAGAAUGAGAAUAAAUUUGUUCCAACAUUGUUCUUGUUUCAAGGA
Dendronephthya gigantea is the source of this 1968-nucleotide messenger RNA. RefSeq lists its product as uncharacterized. NCBI's taxonomy places the organism in Eukaryota, Metazoa, Cnidaria, Anthozoa, Malacalcyonacea, Nephtheidae. The coding region runs from base 221 to 817 and encodes 198 amino acids. The record is from RefSeq and is a predicted model, not a curated record. The transcript has 4 exons.